CCGCCUCCAUCCGGUGGGAGCUGGGCGAUUGUGUUUGUGCAGCCCCGAGUUUGGCCUCCGGGAAACAGCCGGAACCUAGAAUAAAUCAUCAUCCUGCCCCGUCCCUCCCCGGCCCGGUACCGCCCCAAUGCCUCCGCCCUCCCAAUGCCGGACCUGGCUGCUGUAGAGACCUCCCCGACGCGUCUGGAGAAUGAGUUGAUGUAAUCACUGGAAAAUAUUGGAUGGAAACCAAUGUGUGUUGGAUCGAUGAUUUGGCAAUGGUCAAAUGCCAGUUUUCCAGUGUUCUUGUGAACAGACUUGGAUACAGAGCUGCCCUUGUAAAAAUGUAUCUAGUUAAGAAUGAACACAGGAGAAGUGCUGUGGUAGAAAUGGGCUCCAUGCCAUGUUGGUUUCCUGUUUAAAAAACAGUAGGCUGGCAAUUUUGAAGGAACAGCAACAAAGUGAUGACCAGGUGCCAGGUGCCAGCUUUCCUUAUUCAUCAGAUUCAAGAAGAAUUGGAUAAAGAUGAAGAAGAGAUGAUGGUUUUCCUGUGCCGAGACCUUGCUCCUGACUUGGCCACUGCUGAUCUUAAAGAGCUCUUGCUGGCUUUGAAUGAGAGGGAGAAACUGACCCCUUAUGGUUUGUCUGAGCUGUUGUACAGAGUUAAGAGGUUUGACUUGCUGAGGAGGAUCCUGAACACUGAGAAARCAACAGUGGAAGCUCACCUUUCCAGGAGUCUCAGACUUAUCCCUGAUUACAGGGUMCUAAUGGUUGAGAUAAAUGAAAAUCUGGAAAAAGACGAAGUGGGUUCUCUUGGUUUUCUACUCAGAGAUUAUGCACCUCGUAUGAAAAUGGCAAAAGAUAAGAGUUUUCUGGCUCUUAUAAUUGACCUGGAGAAGCUAAAUUUGGUGGCUCCUAAUCAACUGGAUUUGAUAGAAAAYUGUUUUCGAAGUAUUCACAGGAUAGACUUGAUUAGGAAGAUUCAGAAGUACAAGAAUGAAGCUUCASUGUCCUCCGUUCAUUCUCAGCCAGUAUAUGUAAAUGCUCAUCAGGCAUCUCUCACUAAUCUCAAUCUGAUUGAUCCUCCUUAUAAUUCAGGGAUUCAGAAMGAGAACACAGAAAAAUUACAAAAUGGAUCAAGUCUUACUCUGGCAGAACCAGUUCGCAUGUCCAUUCAGGAAUCAGGAUCAGUGCCACAUAAGAUGUUUGAUGAUCCUUACAGAAUGCAAAGUCAACCUUUAGGAAUAUGCCUGAUAAUAGACUGCAUUGGCAAUGACACUGAUGUGUUGGAAGAGACCUUCAGAGGCUUAGGCUAUGAUGUUCAUUGUCACAGAUAUUUAAAUAUGAACUCCAUGAAUCAAGCAUUGCUUGAAGUUGCAAGGUGGCAGAAGCACAGAAAUUGUGACAGCUUCAUUUGCGUAUUGGUCAGUCGUGGAAAUUCUCAGAGCAUCUUCUGYACAGACCAUACCUUUUCUGGAUUCCCUUUGGAACAAAUAAAGAAAUACUUCACAGCAGACUCAUGUCCUGGGCUCCUAGGAAAACCAAAGCUUUUUUUUAUUCAGAGCUAUAUUGUGUCAGAAAAUGAGGAAGAAUGUACUAGUCUGUUGGAAGUCGAUGGGGAUGAUGAGAAUUUCACUGCUAAAGUCACUAUCCCCCAAGCAGCAGAUAUCCUUUGGAGUCAUUGCAAAGUGGAUGUCUCUACACUAGAACGAUCCCCAACUUCAUCCUCGCAUUAUCUGCGUUGUCUGGCUGAGCUACUCUGUAAUCCUUAUAAAAGGAAACUCUCUGUAUUAGAUAUCCACAUGGAACUGAAUAAAAAAGUUUAUGAUUGGAAUAUGACUGCCGACCCAAGCCAACAAUACUCACUUCUGCUCCAGCACACACUGAGGAAGAACCUUUUUUUUCCCACUUAACUGCUGUUGGAAAGUACAUGCAAGAAGCAUUUGCUAUGAUGCAAACAGUUUCACGCCUACCUUUUUAUUAUGCAUUAUUAUGUCAUGUGUAUCUAAAGUGCCUGUUGCUUCUGAAYACAGGAAUUUACACGCAUUUUAGUCUGUUAAGACACUAGAUUUUCUAUUUUAAUACAGUAGUCUCUGAAAGCUUGGAUGAGAAUGGUAGCUAUUGUAUAGCACUGUAACAGAUCUUGCUACUGAAUUUAACAGGUAAACAGAGUGCAAAGAGGGCUAAACUGUAUAGCUGUUGGAAUUCCAAGAAAAAACAAAUUUUUUUUUGUUAUUUAAUUUGUGGUUUUAUACAUACCAAUUAGCAAUAAUGCAUAAACAAACACAACAAAAGCCAUCCCAAACCACUGAAACACGAUGAUUAAUUUCCUCUCCAUGUAAUAGUGGCAAAUGCCUCAGGAAGGCAUUCCUACUCAGUAAUGCCAGAUCUUUGCUAGCAAGUUCUGACUUGCCUGCCUCUAUAGACUGGCAAAACAGAAGAGAGAGAGGGGUGAUCUUUUCAAUAAUCUGUAUUCCAGGUGUUCUUGUUCUUGUGAAAAAGAAUGAAAAUUGUCCUAAAUACAAAAWUUUUUCUCCAUUGUAGCAGUUGCUUAAUGUGAAAAGUUAAGUUUACCUGCUUGUGUUUAACAGUAUAACCUGAAUGGGUUGUAUUGAAAUUUAAUUGAAAUUUCAAUAUUGAAAUUAAAUUGAAAUUUAUUGUCACUGAACUUAGUGACAAAAAAGUAGGCUGCUUACAUAUAUUUAGUUUUUACUCCUAAUAUAGUUUCCUAUCCAGGAAAAAGAAUCAAGGCUUUGGUGUGCCUUGCUUGGUUUCUGGUUAAGUUUUGUAGGGGAAAAACAGAAGGAAACCAAAUGACGGAUUUGGAAUCUUAGAAGUUACUACCUGUGGUGUCUGGUAAAUGAAUCAAAUGGUGAAGCAAAUGUUUACUGUGGUUGUGGAAAUAAGAUGUAAUUACAUAUUAUAUGUAUCUAAGUGAUGUUAAUAAAUGUGAUCUUCRCAAGUUAACUUUACUUUCCCAUCUCCCUUACUAGCUUUUGCAUUUGACAAGCACUUCUGCUACCCUAUAGACAACCAAAAGCAGGGAGAAUGGAACCCAGAGCAGGCAGAUGAGGAAAAGAAAUGUGGAAAUUUUAAGCAGGAACAAGAAGGGGAAUGGUAGGGAGCAUCAAGAGAAGAACAAGUGAGGGAAAGACAAUUUGGAGCAGAAAUACAGUAUCAGUAUUGGAAGGAGAAGAAAACAGAAAAAAAGGAAGUGAGAAUAAUAGUUACAGACUAAUGAUGUGGUGAGUUGGUUGAUGUUUUGUGGAUUGRUUGGCUGGGGGGUUUUGAGUGAUGCUAAAUGCAAUUAUUUAUUUAAAAUGUUAGCAGUAGAAUAUACUCCGUUUUUACAGUUUUGUGACGAUGUAAGUUUGUUUUUACAGGGGGUUAAGAAGUAUAUAUGUUCUUUGCMUUAUUGCAAGACAGAGUAUGUCCAUGUCCCUUUGAUUAAGAAAUGAUGCGGAAAUACUGUUUAGAAAACUAGAGGCUUGUGUAAUUAGUCCUUUCAGUGGAAAAAGAAGGAAGUCUCUUUGUGUAUGGCUGCUUGGGUUAGAAGUGAUUACAACCCUCCAGAGAGUUGCAGGGACAGCUAUGUAUUGUGCAGCACUCAUGGAUAUCAGAUACUGAUUUUUUUAUGCUGAUGUUUUAAUCCUUGGCAGAUUUUUAAACCAUAGCAGUACUCAAUCUGUAAUCAUUCACCUAAGCAGCUUUGACACCUCUUUCAAGAGUCAUAUUUGCUGAUUGCCUGUACCUGCUGCAUAGUGAGAAGUAGCACUGAAGUGUGUUUUUAUGCUGGAAUUUUUUGAUGGCAGUUGUUUGUCACUUCUCCCAUAGCUUAUAGAAUCAUACACUCCUAGAAUAUGCUGAGUUAGAACGGACCCAUUAGGAUCAUCAAAUCCAUCUCCUGGCCCUGCACAGGAUACCUCAAGAAUCCAAMAAUGUGCCUGAGCAUGUUGUCCAAAAGCUUCUUGAGCUCUGUCAGGGUUGGUGCUGUGACCGCUUCUCUGGGGAGCCUGUUGCAGUGCUCAACCACCCUCUGGGUGAAGAAGCUCUUCCUAAAAUCUAACCUAACACUCCCCUGACAUUUUCAUGGUGUUUUCUCGAGUUCUGUCACUGAUCACAGAGAUGAGUGAUUGAUACCUCUGCCUCUCUGCUUCCCCUUGUGAGGAUGUUGAAGAUUGCAAUGAGGUCUCCYCUCAGUCUCUUCCUCUUCAGGCUGAACAAACCAAGUGAUCUCAGCSUCUCCUCAUAGGGCGUCAUGCCGGGUCAAGUUGUCCCUGUAUUGCAGAUAGUAAAAUGAUGUCAGGUUAAAUGAUUCAUWAGCCAAAAGAAAAGGGGGAAGAGAACUGGAAUGGAAAUUUCUUGUAGUUAUAUGUGCUGUAUAUGUGGAAGAGGAGAAAGARACUUGGCAGAAUAUAGAUGAUGCCUUUCAGUGGCUCAGAAGGUGUACUCAUGAGGCAGGAGGUUCAGUGGUGUUUUGAACUAGACUUAAGUAGCAUGGUUUUUCUCAGCCACCUACACUGAUGUGGCUGAGCCAUAAAUUGAGUUCACUUUGUGCUGUUACGUGCUUGUGUGUUACAGUGGUUGCCAACUCAUUAUCCAAACAAGAAGUUAUGUUCAAUAGGAAGUUACAGUGCUACCACUUAUGGAUGAAACCUGUUGUACGGCUGAUCUCCCCUUUCAAGUCUGUGUAAGAAGUAACAGUGACUCCUGUUACAGAUAUGUCAGUCAGAAAAGCUUUUUAAGAGUUUCUGAGAAUUCUUUUCUGCUCUCCAGAGUUUUAAGUUUUUGACAUGCAGGAUGGUAUUGCUGAGAAGAGGCUGCUAUCUGUGUGAAUGAUCUAACUGUGUUCUAUUUAAAGUAAAUCUCCUGUACUGAAUUAUUUGACAGCUUUUCUGUGGCCAGUUAAAUAAUGUGUAUUUUUCAGCUUCUGUAUUAGAAACAAUAAGACACUAUAAUUCAAUACAAAUUCURGGUUUCAAGCUGAUUUUCUAAAUAAAUUUUCCGUGACACUGAAUGGAGUCAGACUAAUUGUGCCUCUUUCCCCCUAGACCAUACAAUAACUCUGAAAUUCUUGGUCCGUUUAUCCUGUAGACCCCUAUAGCUUGUWAAAUUUGGCUGUGAAGUUCUCCAGCUCCUUUAUCAGUUUGAGAGACCCUAUGGGAAAUGCCCAUGACCUCUCACUUUAUUCAUGAACAAAGUUACAGGACUCAUCUGUCUCCUUUUYGAACAAAACCCUCUGCUGCUUSUGGAUUAAUUUGCCUCAUGAAAGAAAUGAUCAAUGUCUUUACAAACAAAUUAUGGAGUCUCCUGGUAGAUACAGCCAGAUACUGAUAGGUAAAAGGAGCAACGGGAGGAACCAUAAAUUCCAUAGAUUGACACAGACUGUUACACACCCAAGACAAUACUAAAUCCCUAGACUUAGACAGAGACACAAAGAAUAAAAAAGGAGGAGGGGAUGCACAUUAGAUGGGGGUCUGUAUUAGGUGAUUCGGUAAGUCUGUGCCUCUCAAGUACCUCAGCCAAAGGGGAAAGAGAGAGGGAAAUGCGGCAGGGAAAUUAGGACAAAAAGGAGGCUGCGUCCUCUAACARUUURAGAGACCCCAUGGAAAUGUCCCAUGGCCUCUCCCUUUAUUCGAAUAAAGUUACGGGACUCCUCU
Messenger RNA from Malurus melanocephalus (red-backed fairy wren), 5639 nucleotides. RefSeq names its product CASP8 and FADD like apoptosis regulator (gene CFLAR). NCBI's taxonomy places the organism in Eukaryota, Metazoa, Chordata, Aves, Passeriformes, Maluridae. The transcript has 11 exons. Gene Ontology annotation, biological process: proteolysis; negative regulation of extrinsic apoptotic signaling pathway via death domain receptors. Bases 444 to 1892 code for a protein of 482 amino acids. Gene Ontology annotation, molecular function: protein binding; cysteine-type endopeptidase activity. The record is from RefSeq and is a predicted model, not a curated record.